Messenger RNA from Solea solea (common sole), 3652 nucleotides. RefSeq names its product WASP family member 1 (gene wasf1). NCBI's taxonomy places the organism in Eukaryota, Metazoa, Chordata, Actinopteri, Pleuronectiformes, Soleidae. Gene Ontology annotation, cellular component: SCAR complex; cytoskeleton. Gene Ontology annotation, biological process: actin cytoskeleton organization; positive regulation of Arp2/3 complex-mediated actin nucleation. The transcript has 11 exons. Gene Ontology annotation, molecular function: protein kinase A regulatory subunit binding; Arp2/3 complex binding; actin binding. Bases 306 to 2063 code for a protein of 585 amino acids. The record is from RefSeq and is a predicted model, not a curated record.
AUAGAUGGACGUGAAGCUUUUUAUUAUCUUACUUAAUUCAUUCCCGUCUCAAAUAGACCGACGUUUUUGCUGCAUUCAUCAGUAUUUUAUCGGAGAAUCCCUUUGGCAAAAAGUCCCUACGUUGGUCUCCGCCGCCGCCUCUUCCAGCAGGAGUACAUUUGAUUCAAGGAACAGUACAAUCAUGGAUCCGAGCCGGGGAUUUAAAGCGCUGGAUUCGGAGGCAUGCCCUGCUGCUUAGUGAGGAUGGAAAGGACAUAACGGGGAUUUUAAACAAACGUAUAAGUUAGUGGUGUUGCAGCAGAAGGAUGCCGUUGGUGAAGCGCACCAUCGAGCCCAGGCACCUGUGCCACACGGUUCUGCCGAGAAACAUCAAGAACGAGUUGGAGUGUGUGACCAACAUCUCCUUGGCCAACGUCAUUCGCCAGCUCAGCAGCCUCAGUAAAUAUGCAGAGGACCUGUUUGGAGAGCUCUUCAACGAGGCCCACACCUUCUCUUUCCGGGUCAACUCCCUCCAAGAACGAGUGGACCGGCUCUCCAUCAGUGUCACACAGCUGGAUCCCAAAGAGGAGGAAUUGUCUCUUCAGGACAUCACUAUGAGAAAGGCAUUCAGGAGUUCCACUAUUCAGGACCAGCAGCUUUUCGACCGCACGUCACUGCCCAUCCCACUGCAGGAGACCUUCCACACCUGCGAGCAGCCGCCACCGCUCAACAUCCUCUCGCCCUACAGGGACGAUGGAAAGGAGGGUCUGAAGUUCUACACCAAUCCAUCCUACUUCUUCGAUCUGUGGAGAGAGAAGAUGCUGCAGGACACAGAGGACAAGAGGAAGGAGAGACGGAAACAGAAGCUGGAUAUUCCUUAUCUUGUGUGUCCCAAGGGCUUUAUAAGCAUCCUCUCUGAAACCCCUCCUCCUUUCCUCAGUACCCCAGAGUUGCAGGAUCCCCGCAUGUAUGAUCAGGUCUAUAGGUACUUAGACCUUCCAGGGCAGCUGAAGGCAAUAGACCGCCCACAGGAGCCAGAGAAGGUACCGCGGGCGCCUCACGAUCGUAAGAAGGAGUGGCAGAAACUGGCGCUGGGUGCAGAAUUGGCCCAGGACAUUCCUGAAGACAGACACAGAGAGGCCAACGGAUCUGCAGGACAUUACCACAACAACAGGGCUCCCCUCUACAUGGAGCAAUUGGACGGGCCCUUCUCGCUGGCGGCGCUGCCCUACAGCCAGAUGAAUGAGCUGCUGAACCGUACCGGGGACAGAAUGUACUCACGGCCACACGACCCUCCACCGCCACCUCCCCCCAUGCACCCACUGGGAGAGAUCAAGCCUCCCUCUGUGAUCAGCUCCAGUUCGGGUUUUUCCGACAGCAGACCUCAGUCUCCAGCCCGGACAGCAGGCCUCAAUUCCAACACGCCUCCUCCUCCGCCUCCCCCUCUUCCUCCUCCGCCUCCCCCUUUACCCUCCUCAGGCCUGCGAGGCACCCCUCCUCCUCCCAUCCCUCCUCUUCCAGUCCAGCAGCAGCCCCAGGCCAUCCCACCUGCCCCUGCUCCUCUUCAGAUCGCUCCGGGUGUGCUCCACCCGGCUCCUCCGCCUGUGGCGCCUCCUCUCCAUUCCUCCUCUCCGGCACGUCUCCAGCAGGGCCUGGACAAAGGCCAAUCCAUGGGCUCUGGGACCCAGUCAGAUGGCACCAUGCUGCCUCCUCCCCCGCCGCCUCCCCCCCUGCCACUUCCCGGAGCGCGGAGCUCCUCGCCCUGUCUGUCAGGCCCACCGCCUGUGCCGGCCUUCCCCUCAGCCGCAGCCAUGGCCUCGCCGCAGCCCCACACCCUCCACGAUGUGGGGUCCAAGAGGCACCAUCCAGCCAAUCUGCCACCCAUCAGCGAUGCACGCAGUGUCCUGCUGGAGGCGAUCAGGAAAGGCAUCCAGCUGCGAAAAGUGGAGGAGCAGCGAGAGCAAGAGGCUAAACACGAGCGAGUUGGCAACGACGUGGCCACCAUCUUGUCACGCCGCAUCGCUGUGGAGUACUCGGACUCCGAGGACGAGUCUGAGUUUGAUGAAGGAGACUGGAUGGAGUGAUGGCAGCCAGGGAGAUGGGGAAAAAAAGAAGAAGCAGCAAUGGCAGGAGAAGACGGAAUUGUUCAGGUGCCCCCCCACAAAAGAACCCUGCAGUCCACACCUCGCCAUCAGUCCUUACUCCUCCAGAAAGAAGAGAAACAUCAUUGUUGCUCACUUUUCCUCUCUCUGGCUUUUUUAUCUCGUCAUUAUCUCUUGUCUCGUUGUGGCUUGUGUCUGGAGGACAGUCUCCACAUCAACCUCGUCCAUUUUUCUAGUGUUCCAAGAGAGAUUAUUUCACACUUAUUGUUUUCUGCACUACGAUGGGACCUUGUUUCAGCUGGAUUUCCUGUGAUGAAAUCCCCCCAUGUUUACUAUUGUUAAUACAUGACAAUAACUUUGUUUUUUUUUAAAAACCACUUGUUUCUUUUAUGUAUGUCUAUAUACAAAAAAAAAAAUGAAGGCAAGUUGCAUCUUAUAGUUCUCCAGUAUAGUUUUGCCAUCUGGUGGCUGACCAUGGCAUUGAUUUAAUGCCAUUUUAUCGUCUUUUUAUUUACCCUUCCCUGCUGAAACGUUUGCAGUUUUAAUAGGUCAGUAGUUGCCGAUACUGACCACUACAUAAAUGAACACUCCGUGUGAAAACUUGCUGGUUUGUCUUUAGUUUUCUCUCUUUUUUCUCCGUCAGGACUGAUAUUACCACUAAGAACAAGCAUACGAUUGUGCUGAAAGGUCACUGAAUGAUUGUUGUACGGUUGGAAAAGAAGGAUGGGGAAGUUUGUCGCUGAUUUCGGCAACGUAUGUGCAUAUCUGUCAAUUUACUUCUAAUCAUUACUCCAGGGAAGUAAUAUGCCAAGAAACUGAGCGCGUCUGUCCAGGUUCGAAGAAGCUCAUGUUGACAUCAAGCAGUCAAAGAUAAACUCUGAGCCUUUGUUUUUUUAGAAAGGAGCUUUCAUCUUAUUCUUUCCUGAUUUUCCACACAUAUGGACACUGACAACAUGCUGUAGUCGUACACCACAUCUCCCACCUGUUUUAUUGUUCCAGAUGAUUAUUCAGUGCGCCGAGGAAAAACAUUAUAAAUGUAAAAAAAAAAGAAGGUACAAAUCUCUCAGCACCAACGAAGGCAGCUUUUUCCUCAGAUGCCCCUUUACUGUGUACCUGCCAACUAACGAGAAGCCUUACCUCGUCCGAUUCUUCAGCAGCAACGGUUGUUUUAAAAAAAGAAGAAGAAAAGAAACAAACACUGCAUAAUCACUGCCUUUUCGGGCCUGAGAGAGGAUUGUUGUAGCUCAUUUCAAAGAAAGCGUCUGCCAUUUUUUUUUUCUGUUCGUUUGUUCGUUCUUUCUUCUACUUGCCUUAUUGUUCGUAUGAAACGUAUCGUUGAGUUGAUGAAUGUACUGUGCUGUUACUACUUACCUGCCUGCGCUUGUAUGGAUUUGCUGUUUCUAUGUUUGGGGGGGCAAAGGGGAUCGGGGACGGGGGGGGGGAGACAGAAACCCUGGUUUGAAAGGAAAAAAAAGAAAACAGAUUAGAUCAAUACUGUAAAACAUGUAACUUAUGUAACUGUUGACUGUAACAGUUUGCUUGAAUUAAUAAAAAUCUAAUGUUAUGUUUCA